CUGGACAGAUUUUUCCACAUGUUGAACUGCAGCUUCGUGGGAAAGAAUUCACAUCACAGAGUUCAGCGCUUCUAUGUGCAUGAAGCAGUCGACACAUUUUGGCAAGAAAUGGUUAAAUGCGAAUUAACCAAACGACAGGGGAAACCAGUUGUGGUAGCAGGUGAUGCCCGGAUGGACAGCCCUGGUCACAGUGCAAAGUAUUGCACUUACACCACAAUGGAUGCCACCAACCACAUAAUACUGGAUGUUAGCAACGUGGAUGUUCGAGAAACGGCAAUGAAGAGUACCAACAUGGAGGCACUUGGUUUCGUGCGAGGAUUAGAUUUCCUCAUAAGAAAUCUCGACAUAGAGGAAAUCGUGACAGAUCAACAUCCUCAAAUCACUUCGAUGAUAAAGAAAGAUGGAAAAUACAAGGAUGUGACCCACCAGUGGGAUGUUUGGCAUGGCAGCAAAAACUUUGUGACGAAAAAAAUUGGUAAAGUGGCCACCCGGAAAGCGACCAAACCACUACUUGCUUGGGUUCCAGCCGUUCGCAACUAUUUCUGGUACUCGGCACAAGAAUGUGGUGGUGACACAGCCAAUAUGAGGGUGAGCUGUCCUCAGUUAGGUUUCAAAUAUUAA
This is a messenger RNA of Priapulus caudatus, 621 nucleotides long. RefSeq lists its product as uncharacterized. The transcript has 3 exons. The record is from RefSeq and is a predicted model, not a curated record. NCBI's taxonomy places the organism in Eukaryota, Metazoa, Priapulida, Priapulimorpha, Priapulimorphida, Priapulidae. The coding region runs from base 19 to 621 and encodes 200 amino acids.